AUGAUCUUCUCAACAGCGGCGGCCGGUACCUGGCUGUCGGCCAUCGGACUAGUCUUGAUCAGCUUGGUGCUGAUUAGAAUCCUGAAGCUGAUCGUCCACUACAUCGAGGCGAGGAAGCUUGGCGUCUCCCUGAUUGUGACGCCCGUCUCGUGGCAAGAUCCGCUGUGGCUCAUCUUCUGGCGGCGCUUCGCCUGGAUCAGAAACCUCCCGUUCGGCGGAUGGUUGGACUUCAGCUACAUCAGCUGGUCCGUGAGCGCGUACUACCACCCUCACCAGAAGCUAGGCGAUGCGUUUGCCGUGGUCCGGUCGGGCCAUAAUGAGCUGUACGUGAACGACCCCACCGCGGUGCAAGAGAUCAUGUCGCGGUGGAAGAUCUGGAUCAAGCCGCCGGAGCAGUACGACAUUUUCAAUCUCUUCGGGCCCAACGUGGUCAGCAUCAACGGCGAGGACUGGCAGCGCCAUCGCAAGAUUGCGGCCGCCGUCUUCAAGGAAUCCAACCACCGGCUCGUGUGGACCGAGGCGAUGCGGCAGUCCGGGCAGAUGUGCGAAGAGAUGAAGCGCAGACAGGACGCCACCAACGGCGAGCUGACGCUCAAAAACGUCGAGACGGAUGUCGCCCUCGCGGCCCUCCAUGUGCUGUCAGCCGUGGGCCUGGGCCAAAGCUACGACUUCGCCGGAGGCUUGAAGCACAUUGUCCAGGGCCAGCACCGGGUCUCGUACGCCGAGUCUCUGUCGUUCAUCUUUCGCAACAUCUUCCUCGUCUGGAUCUUUCGUCACGUCAAACUGCCCAGCUUCUUACUGCCCCAGAGCAUCCAAAACGUCCAUCUGAACCUCCACGAGUUCAGAGAGUACAUUCGCGAGUCGAUUGCCCGAUUCAACGCGCAGUCCGACGCAAAGGCCGACAUUGUCAGUUCGCUCGUGCGCGCCAACGAAGCCGCCAAGCGAGAAAAAGUUGCCGGUCAAAAAGGGUUCUUCCUCAGUGACGAGGAGCUGUACGGCAACUUCUUCGUGUUGAACUUGGGAGGGUAUGAGACCACCGCCGGUGCCCUGACAUUCACCAUUCCGUCUUUGGCACGGUACCAGGACGUGCAGGAAUGGCUCAGGGAGGAAGUGGAUAGCGUCGUCGCAAAGACGGACAACUACGACGAGGCAUUUCCUUUGCUGGUGAGGUGUCUGGCCACCAUGUACGAGACGCUGCGAAUUCACGGACCGUUGCCCGACGAUGCACGGUAUUCCCUCGACACUCAAGUCCUGCAGGUCGGCGACAAAAAGAUUGUCGUCCCGCCAAAGACAUAUGUGACCCCCAACAUCUACGCCGUCCACACAGACCCUCGGUACUGGGGACCCGAUAGUAUGGAGUGGAAGCCGUCGCGAUGGAUCACAAGGAACGCCGAGGGGAAAGAAGUGCUCGCCGACCCUCCCCAAGGAGCCCUGUUUGCCCCCUGGCUGGCAGGUCCUCGCAUCUGCCCGGGCAAAAAGUUCAGCCAAGUUGAAUUCGUUGCUGUGCUGGUUGGACUGUUGCGCAAGUAUCGGGUGGGACUCAAGGUGCGUCCGGGCCAGACCAAGGAAGAGGCGCAGGACAGCCUGUUGAAGGCGAUCUAUGACAAGGACAUUGUGACGACUCCUGUUUUCAAGCGGCCGUACGACGCUAGCAUUGUGAUUGACUAUAGAUAG
Fonsecaea pedrosoi CBS 271.37 is the source of this 1674-nucleotide messenger RNA. RefSeq lists its product as uncharacterized. Gene Ontology annotation, molecular function: monooxygenase activity; oxidoreductase activity, acting on paired donors, with incorporation or reduction of molecular oxygen; iron ion binding. The record is from RefSeq and is a predicted model, not a curated record. Bases 1 to 1674 code for a protein of 557 amino acids. The transcript is spliced from 2 exons. Lineage: Eukaryota; Fungi; Ascomycota; Eurotiomycetes; Chaetothyriales; Herpotrichiellaceae.